AUGCCCAAGCCGUUUUCAGAAAAGAUUUUAGAGAUUUCUAAUAAGUCUAAGGCUAGAGAUUAUGAUAUUGAGGAUGAGGAAGCGAUAUUUGAGCAUGAAGAAGAUUUUAGCAACGAAUCUUCAAGCGAUGAGAAUGAUGAGCUAAAGAAGAAACAUUACGUUGAUACGGAUGGUUCAAGGUUGCGCAAAGAUAAUGGAAUUGAAUUGGAAGAUGAGAAGUACGAAGGUAUAAAGGGGUCUAGAGGAAGUUUAUUUAACGAUGAAGAUGAAGAUGAAGGUGUUGAAAGUGGCACUGGUGAUGAAGAAGAAAGCGGCGAAGAGCAUGUUGAUGAAAGUGACGCUUUCUCACUUCGUACAGAUUCAGAAAAAUCCGAGGCUGAAUUAUCAGACAGUGAUUCUGGUGGAGAAGUUUUGUCUGAUGAAGAUGUUGAGGCUAGACGAGAAAUGUUGACAAAACUUGUUGAGAAAGAAGCCCGCAAAGCCACUGAUAAAUUUUCUGAAUCAAUUCAGAGGGAUGCAUUGAAGGGUUAUACUAUUCUACAACAGGCUAAAUUCUUUGAUCAUAUUAUUGACGCGAGGAUCAAACUUCAGAAGGCUUUAAGCGCAUCAAACCAACUCCCACUAACUAAAGAAACUUGGGAUACUUUGUUGGAUGAUGAAAAUAGACAGUUGCUAGCAUCUAAUCUUAAACUCCUUCAUAAAGUUAUGGAUCAAUGCAGAGAGCUAAGAGCUGAUUUUCAAAAUAAAGAACAUAUCAACAAAACGGAAAUUAAUUAUACUGGUAAUAACAAGAGGAGUUUUCAGGAACUCAUUGAAGGAUCUGAACAACUGGAUGCUAGUUUAAGAGACUACCGGGGGGCUGUGUUAAAUAAAUGGUCUGUUAAAGUUUCUGUAGCGUCAGGACAGAUGGCGCUAUCCUCCUCAAAGUUUAAAGCUAUCAACCAGCCAGCUGAUGUUCAAGUUGAAAACCAGUUGGCAGAUAUGCAAAGGUUACUGAAACGUACUAGAUUGAACAGAAGAAAUUUGAAACCAAUUGGGUUUGAAAAGGACUAUGAAUAUGGGAGGUUAACCUUACUAAAACUUAAUGAAGAAGGACGGGACGCCGACAAUAACGAUGAGCUUGAUAUCCCAAAGAACUAUGAUCCAAGGAAAAAGGAUAGUGAUCUAAUUGACGUAUCUGAGAAUCCAUAUAUUUUCGACGAUGAGGAUUUCUAUCGAGUAUUAUUAAAUGAUUUGGUUGAUAAAAAAAUUGCAACAGCGCAGCAAGGUAACAACGGCGUUCAAAUAGCCAUAACAUCUCGUGCACAAAACAAACUAAAAAAUAAUGUCGAUACCAAAGCAUCGAAAGGCCGUAAGCUAAACUACACUAUCCAAGAAGCUAUUAAAAAUUAUGAAGCGCCACUGAAUGGUGGAUUCAAGUGGUCCGAUGAGCAGAUAGAUGAACUUUUCGCGGGGCUCCUAGGCCAAAGGGUGAACUUUAGCGAACGGGAUACGUCUGAAGUGGAAGAUGAUGACGGAGAUGUAAAUGCAAUCAAAAAUGAUAAUAUCCAAAUAUUUAGUUGA
This is a messenger RNA of Eremothecium cymbalariae DBVPG#7215, 1563 nucleotides long. RefSeq names its product rRNA-processing protein BFR2 (gene BFR2). The record is from RefSeq and is a predicted model, not a curated record. The coding region runs from base 1 to 1563 and encodes 520 amino acids. Gene Ontology annotation, biological process: maturation of SSU-rRNA from tricistronic rRNA transcript (SSU-rRNA, 5.8S rRNA, LSU-rRNA). The transcript has a single exon. Lineage: Eukaryota; Fungi; Ascomycota; Saccharomycetes; Saccharomycetales; Saccharomycetaceae. Gene Ontology annotation, cellular component: nucleolus; nucleus.